ACUCGGUUUGAUCCAAUGCUGAACUGGGUUUCUUUUUGCUUCUUGAAUUUCUUGAAGAUGGGUCGAUCAAAUGAGAACAAUCCUGGUCUCUUUGUACCUUUAAACCUUCAAGAAGGACCAAGACUGGGGGGUUCGAAGUUUGUGAAGGACAUGGGGCUGAAUCAAAGGAGGGCAUUAGCCAGCAUCAAUCAGAACAUUGUUGGGGCUGCUCACUUCCCAUGUGUGGUCAACAAGAGAGAUAGCUCAGAGGAGAUGGCAGCAGAAAUGGUCAGCAACAAGCAACAAUGCUAUGAAGAGACUAGGAAAUCUAAAGACUGUUCAGUAAUAGAAGUGGAAGAGUAUGAUGAUGCUGCGAUACCGAUGUUUGUGAAGCACACAGAGGCUAUGCUAGAUGAAAUUGAUAGGAUGGAGGUUGAAAUGGAGGAUGCAGAGGACUCAAUUGUGGAUAUUGACUGUGGCGAUUUGAAAGAUACAUUGGCAGUUGUUGAGUAUAUAGAUGACAUAUAUGCCUACUACAAGAAAUCUGAGAGCUCUGGCUGUGUCUCUCCAACUUACAUGGAUCGUCAAUCUGACAUCAACGAGAAGAUGAGGGCCAUCCUUAUCGACUGGCUUAUUAAGGUCCACUACAAAUUUGAGCUUAUGGACGAGACAUUGUUCUUAGCCAUCAAUCUUAUUGACCGAUUCUUGGAGCGUUGCACAGUGGUCAGAAAGAAACUUCAACUGGUUGGUGUGACAGCAAUGCUAUUAGCAUGCAAGUAUGAGGAGGUCUCAGUCCCACUCGUGGAAGAUUUUGUGCUGAUAUCAGACAACGCUUACACAAGGAUAGAAGUCCUCGAUAUGGAGAAACUAAUGGUGAACACUUUACAAUUCAACAUGUCUGUGCCAACCCCUUAUAUGUUCAUGAAGAGAUUCCUCAAGGCAGCUCUAUCUGACAAGAAGCUUGAGCUUCUCUCCUUCUUCAUAAUUGAGGUGUGCCUAGUUGAGUACGAGAUGCUUAGGUUCCCCCCAUCUUUACUAGCUGCUGCAGCGAUUUACACUGCUCAGUGUAGUCUGUACCAGUUUAAGCAGUGGUCUAAAACCAGCGAGUGGCACACCAGCUACACAGAAGAUCAGCUUUUGGAAUGCUCAAGAAUGAUGGUUAGUUUCCAUCAGAAAGCUGGAUAUGGGAAACUCACUGGAGUUCAUAGGAAGUACAGCACAUCCAAGUUUGGUUAUGCAGCAAAAGCUGAACCAGCCCUAUUUCUCUUAGGGCUCUGAACGCCUAUGUUCUUUCUGCUUGCAACUGAGAAACAACUCGAGUCUCUGCGUUCAUACAUACAUUUGUAUAUUACCGGUCCAAUGUCGUACCUCUACUUCGCAAGUUGUGGGUUUGAAUGGUAGAAAAAUUUGGUUAUUUCUUUGUAAUAAGAUCAAUCAACAUUUGCUGCAGCAGCUGUGGGGUGAAAAGUUGCACUGUUCAUUUUAA
Messenger RNA from Populus trichocarpa (black cottonwood), 1465 nucleotides. Its product is annotated as G2/mitotic-specific cyclin-2. Gene Ontology annotation, cellular component: cytoplasm; cyclin-dependent protein kinase holoenzyme complex; nucleus. Lineage: Eukaryota; Viridiplantae; Streptophyta; Magnoliopsida; Malpighiales; Salicaceae. Gene Ontology annotation, molecular function: cyclin-dependent protein serine/threonine kinase regulator activity. The coding region runs from base 16 to 1257 and encodes 413 amino acids. The record is from RefSeq and is a predicted model, not a curated record. The transcript is spliced from 11 exons. Gene Ontology annotation, biological process: mitotic cell cycle phase transition; regulation of cyclin-dependent protein serine/threonine kinase activity.